UAGCUUGAUCAAAGUUGCUAAGAUCAUCAUUGUUGUGAUCCUUAGAGUAAAGCUGGGAACGUAAAUGUAAUAAAUAGUAAUGCUACAUAUGGGUAGAGUAUACAUUCAAAGCACAGAUCAGUUGUGAUUUAUUUGCAACCACUUUACUUUGUUUUCUAUUUUGAACAGAAUGGCUACCCAAGAGACGUCUGGAGAAGACCCUAGCAGCAGCAUUUUUGAGCUGGAUCCCUCUUACAUAAAAGCUUCCAAAUUGAAUUUUGAUUUUCACAUGCUGGCAGAAGAAAUGGAAGAGGAAUACCAGAAAAUCCGUGAACAACUGCAAAGGGGGUUUAAUUCUACAAUGAGAAGUGAAGCCAAAAGGUUAAAAACCUUCUUGUCCCUGCCACCUGAUAAUUUUAAUUCAACCUGGGCUCCCUCAGAGAUGGCUGCAGCUGGCUUCUAUCACACUGGUGUUAAGACUGCAAUUCAGUGCUUUUGCUGUGGGCUAGUUUUGCUCACAAGAAAAAUCAGAAAAACCCCUUAUGUAGAACAUAAGAAAUUUUGGGCUCAGUGUGAAUUUAUUUUAGGGAAAGAGGUUGGUAACAUCCCCAAGUUUGAGGUUCGAGUUCAGAAUCUGGAGAAGAGCUCUUCAAAAAUCAUGAAGAGGUAUGAGGAGGUGGAGGCAAGACUUGAAUCCUUCACUGGUUGGCCAUUCUAUGCCAAAGAAACACCACCUGCUCUGCUGGCUAAUGCUGGAUUUUUCUUCACAGGUAUAAAAGACACCGUUCAAUGCUUUGUCUGCAGUGGAAAUUUGGGAAAUUGGGAAGAAGGUGAUGAUCCUUGGAAAGAACAUGCAAAAUGGUUUCCUAAAUGUGAGUUUCUUCAAAAGGAGAAGUCGAAAGAAGAAAUGAAAGAGUAUAUUCGAAAUUAUUGUGGAUUUGUUGGUGUUAUGGGAAAGCAUUUUGCACGAUCCUUUGGGAAGAUAUUGCCCUCCAAUACAGCAAAAGGGGAUUCAGAACCUAUCUUAAAUAUCUAUGAAGAUGAAGGCGUCCGGAUGGAUUCAUUUAAAACUUGGCCACAAGCAGCACAUGCUGAUCCCACUAUUCUGGCUAAACUUGGAUUCUUCUACACAGGGAAGAAGGACAUUGUACGGUGCUUUUCCUGUGGUGGAAGCAUAACAGAUUGGGAAGAAGGUGAUGAUCCUUGGACAGAGCAUGCUAAAUUUUUUCCUCAUUGUAAGCAAUCAGAUCCAGACUGGAAGACCUCACUGGAGAAGAUCCAAAGGCAGGCAGAGGCUGAGUCAUGGCAUGAAAAGCAAACAGAUUGCAAACACCAUUUGGGAGAGAUAGAAGGUCUCAGUUCCACAAUGCCUAUUGUGGCCUUUGAUGAACAUGAAUGGCUUCAGGAAAAGCUCAUAAAGGCAUACAAUGAUAUUACCUUCAGGAAAAUGUUUUCAUUUGGGGACUCCAGCCAUUUUGCUAUUGACUUGAAAUUGCUCUUUGGGGACCUCACCAUUGUCUGCAAGAACAUCAACGAUCAGCCAUUGCAGCCAGUCAUACUGCCUGAGGUCCUUGAGAGCUUUCAUUCCAUUACAGUUAUUGAAGGGGAAGCAGGCAGCGGAAAGACUGCAUUACUUCGGAAGAUAGCUAUUCUCUGGGCAUCUGGAUGCUGCCCCAUACUCAGCAGAUUCAAGUUUGUUUUUUAUCUGUCCUUGGAACGAGACCGUAGCCUGGCUGAACGUGACCGUAGCCUGGCUGAACUUAUUUGCCAUUGGGUGGUGGAGCUGAAAGGGUCAUUAACAGAAGACUCCCUGAAAACCAUUUGCCAACGUUUAACAAAUGAGGUCUUGUUCCUCUUGGAUGAUUAUGAUGAAAUGAAUGCAGUACCCCAUGUCAUCGAAGAACUGAUUCAAAAGAACUAUUUGAACAAACACUGUUUGGUUAUUGCGGUUCGUACUAACAGAGUUGGAGGAAUUCGCCAGUAUGCAAACACGAUUCUCAGCAUCACAGAGUUUCCUCUGACUAGCACCCUCUAUCUAUUAAAAAAGCUAUUUUCACACAACACUGCCCGUUUUGAAGACUUUUUCAUUCAUUUGUCCUCAGAGGAAACAAUGCAUGCCAUGUUAAAGACUCCUUUAUUUGCUGUGGCCCUUGCCGUGUAUUGGAUUCAGUAUCCUAAUGGCAAUAUGUUUGCAGGUACAUUUGUUUUAAAAGCCUAUAUGCUGUACAGUUCAUUGAAAUAUCCACAGGAGAGCGAUCAUCUCAAAGCCACGGUUUCCGCUUGUGGUGAACUAGCCUUACAAGGUCUCUUCAAAUCCUGCUUUGAAUUCACCGAGGAAGAUCUGUCUGAAGUUGGAGUUAAUGGAGAUGAUGCUCUCAGGUUUGGUCUCCUGAGCAAGUUCACUGCUCAAAGGCUUCGGCCUCUCUACAAAUUCUUCCACCUUUCGUUCCAAGAAUUCUUUGCAGGUCUAAGGAUGAGUGAGCUCCUAGGUUCGGAUGUGCAUGGAGAUGUGGAGAAAGGGCUGCAGUAUCUGCAGCAAAUCAACACGUUCGUGAAAAUCAGCAGCCGCUAUCAAUAUAUCUUGAGAUAUGCCUGUAGUGAUCCUUUCAAAGCGGUGCCCAAAAUAAUUUCCCACUUACUCAGUUUACUAAGUUGCAAGAAGUCAUUUGAAAGCUGGUCAGAAAAUGAUGUUUAUCUACAACAAACGCCCAAACUUCAGCUAAUGCAACAAAAGCUUGCAAUUGCUUCCUUUAGUUUGCAGCCAGAGCUGUAUCAUGCAAAAUUCACUGAAAUUGUGCUGAAACUCGCAAUUGAGCUGGCCUAUCAAAGCAACAUGGUUCCUGUAUGUGCUCCUCUGCUUUUACAGUUCCUCAGCGGAAAAACAUUCCCUUUAUAUCUGUUUCCUUCAGGAAGUGGGUUCAUAAAUCACUUCUUUCUGGAUUAUCCAGAAAGUUUGUACUUACCAAGCAGAUUUGAGAAAUCUAUUAUUGGCAAAGAGGAAAAUCAGGAUAUUUCUCUAUUAGAAAGUUGUUAUUCCAAAUUGGGGGUUCCAGUUGUUGACCAAGAAUAUGCCCCUGGUUUUCAACUCCUCAGUUACUUUAGGCAGCAGCUAAAUGAAAAUAUAGAUUUGCACAAUAGUGUUAGGACACUUUUCCCCAGACAUCUUCCAGACUCCCUAAUAGCUCCAUUUGUCCAUAUGAAAGGCCAUAAGAAGAUCCCAUCUUUGAAAUUUGAAGUAAGCUAUGUGAAUUUUUUCCAAGCUCAGGACCUUCAGAAUUUAGUGGCGCUCUUCUCCGUUUUUGAUCGCAUUGAACUCAGGCUGUAUCACUGCAAUAGUCUGAUUGAAAGUAUUAAACCAGCUAUUGAACAGAACUUGGACUCUUUUAGAAUCUGCAGUAUACACACCACUGACUUGUGUGUAGUAGAAGAAAACCUACUUCUUUCCAUGUCUUCACUUGAGUCUCUUGAAAUUCAUGGCAAGAUGUCGAUACCAGAAACAUUCCUUGCAAAUUUGGACAAAUAUGCAUUCUUGAAGGAGCUGAUAGUGGAUCUACCUGACAGUCAAAAUAUAUUUGACAUAAUCCCAGAAGGCUUCAAAAAUCUUCAUAACAUGGAGAAGUUGCUAAUCUACCAUGUUCAGUUUAAAGGCAGUUCUCCCAGGCUAGUUCAAUUUAUACGGAACUUUCGAAACCUCUCAGUUUUUCAUCUGAAACAUUCAGACUUUUCUGACUGGGGGGUCCUCAUGGCUGCACUGUCUUCCUGCAAGAUGCUAACAGAAAUACAGCUCACUGGAUUGCCUUUUGGGGAGGAAGACCUGUUUUCCUUUACUGCUGCUUUGCCAAAUUUUACUGGGCUAAAGGUACUGGAUAUCUCAAGAUUAAAAUUUAUGAUUAAGGAAGGCUGUACAGCAAUGGCAGAAGCUUUGAGUUCUCUUGUGAAUUUGGAGGAGCUUGUUCUACAUAUUGGAGAAGGAAUAAGUCAUACAUCUAAACUGAUUGUUCAGCAAUGCUUCCAUUUUCCAAAUCUCCGAAGGUUGGCAUUUAGUGAAUGUUUAAAUGAUGAAGGCCUAUUGGAAAUAGCAAAAGUAGCAGCUGAUGGAGGUUUCCAAAAGCUUGAAUUCUUGCACCUCAGUGUAAACCACAACAUUACAGAAGAAGCUUGGAGAAACUUCUUCCAAAAGUUGUCCAAUGUGCCAAAGUUACACGACGUGAACUUCAGUCGCAUUUUCACACAUAAAAUCAAAUGCCAGGCAGCAACGGUUAAGUCUUUUGUCCAGUGCGUCUCCAGACUGCCCAGCCUCAAGACAAUUAACAUGCUAGGUUGGUUGUUUGAUAAGGAGGACCUCAAAAUGUUUGAUGCCAUGAAAGAACAUCAUCCCCAGUCAAAUGAGUUAUCCUUGACUUGGAAAUGGAUGUUGCCAGUUUCACCAAUUAUAAAUGAAUAGAGAAGAAAUGGGUUUAAUUGUGUAAACAUUACAAAGUGUGGUAUAGAGAUUAGAGUAUUGGACUGGGAGUCAGAAGAUCCAGGUUCCAAUCCUAACACAGCCAUGGAAGCUCACUGGGUGACUUUGGACUACUCACAGGCUCUCAGCCCAACCUACCUCACAGGAUUGUUGUGAGGAUAAAAUAGAGAGGAU
Elgaria multicarinata webbii is the source of this 4615-nucleotide messenger RNA. RefSeq names its product NLR family apoptosis inhibitory protein (gene NAIP). The record is from RefSeq and is a predicted model, not a curated record. Gene Ontology annotation, molecular function: cysteine-type endopeptidase inhibitor activity involved in apoptotic process; ATP binding. The coding region runs from base 170 to 4423 and encodes 1417 amino acids. NCBI's taxonomy places the organism in Eukaryota, Metazoa, Chordata, Lepidosauria, Squamata, Anguidae. Gene Ontology annotation, biological process: pyroptotic inflammatory response; inflammatory response; defense response to bacterium. The transcript has 14 exons. Gene Ontology annotation, cellular component: IPAF inflammasome complex.